Messenger RNA from Pieris macdunnoughi, 867 nucleotides. Lineage: Eukaryota; Metazoa; Arthropoda; Insecta; Lepidoptera; Pieridae. The record is from the annotation of a GenBank genome assembly.
AUGAGUGGCAAAGUUGUUGUGGUAACUGGCGCGAGUGGAGGUAUCGGCUUCGAAACCGCAUUGGAGUUAGCAAGACGAGGUGCUAAAGUGAUAAUCGCAUGCAGGAGCCACCAGAAUGGUGAAAGAGCGGUCCGAAUCAUUAGCAAGGUAGCCAAAAACAAACGGGUACGCUACAUACAUUUGGACCUCACAUCAUUAGCGUCCAUACGAAAGUUUUGUGAUGAAUUAAAGGCGUCUGAAGCAAAAUUGGACGUGUUGAUAAACAACGCCGGAGCGAUUUGCACGAAACGACAGAGGACUACUGAUGGUUUGUUAAAAGAUGAACAAAUCAACUAUUUUGGACCGUUUCUAUUAACAAUUCUUCUAGUUCCCAUGUUGAAGCGGGUCGCAUCCAGUCGUGUUGUGCUAGUUUCUUCAGCAUGGCACAAAUUAGGAAGGAUUGAGAGAGUCAAUGACGAAAAUGUAGGUUAUAUACAAGCAUAUGCAACUAGUAAACUAUGUAAUAUAUUGUUCUGUAAGGAGCUGGCUAGACGCUUAAAAGGUACCGGGGUUGUUGUGAAUAGCUUAAAUCCGGGACAAGUGAAUACGUCAUUAUAUAGAAGUUCAACCGUUUUGGAAAAACUGAGAAGUCUAGUGCUAUAUUUCUUUUUUAAAACACCGUCAGAAGGUGCACAGACCUCAGUGUAUUUGGCAGUAUCAGAUGAGUGUGAUACGGCAAGUGGAAGAUAUUUCGAAGACUGUAAAGAGGUGAUGCCUAGCUCCAAAACGGAUGACGAUGAUACGGCAAGUCACCUAUGGGUGAUGAGCGAGGAACUUGUGGGUUUAAAGCCAGAUGAGUUAGCUGAUGUGACCAUUUCCAAAGGAUAA